Rotaria sp. Silwood2 is the source of this 621-nucleotide messenger RNA. The record is from the annotation of a GenBank genome assembly. NCBI's taxonomy places the organism in Eukaryota, Metazoa, Rotifera, Eurotatoria, Philodinida, Philodinidae.
AUGUAUUUAGUUACAAGAAAAAAUUCAACGGUAUUAUCAACAUCAUUACCUAUUUUUUCAACUGAAUUUGAACAAGAUGAUCAACAAAAACAAAAUUAUGAUGAAGACCAAAGAGACGAGAGUCCAUCAACAAAACCAAUAACACCAAACAUAGUUCUACCACCUAUCCAAACAGCAACUAGCAGAAAAUCAAAAACUAUGCCAUCUGCUUCUGUUUGCGUUCGUCAACCAACUUUCCAUUCACCUAUACCAUCUUCUGAAUUAUCAUUAGAAUCAGCAUCGCCAAUAAUAAAAGCACCAACACCAAUUAUAUUACCAAAACAUCGAUUACAACAUAGUGGUCCGGUUGAUCAAGAUAUUUUUCGAAAAGCUUAUGAACGAGCAUUAUCAGUUGCACGUAGUCGUCUUCUAUUUCGUGAUCCAUAUUCAUUAACACGAGCAAAUGCUACACAUGGUGUUCUCUAUUCAUAUUAUGAUCAUACGCCAAUGUGUAUAUUUUCUCGUGGAGUUGCUUGUAAUCAUCAUCAAGAUACAACAUCUAAACAAGACCAAAAAUUAAAAACAAAUAUAAUACGAAAAAAAAUUUUUAAUGAUGUUGUUGUAGAACAUUAUAUUCGAUAA